Molecule: messenger RNA, 2877 nt
Organism: Brassica oleracea var. oleracea
Lineage: Eukaryota; Viridiplantae; Streptophyta; Magnoliopsida; Brassicales; Brassicaceae
Product: mediator of RNA polymerase II transcription subunit 25-like
Exons: 15
Coding region: 196-2649 (817 amino acids)
Biological process (GO): positive regulation of transcription by RNA polymerase II
Cellular component (GO): mediator complex; transcription regulator complex
Source: RefSeq, a predicted model, not a curated record
AUUUCCUUCCUAAGCCGGAGAAGAAGAAAGGAAACUUUCAAAGGAGGAGGAGGAGCAAAGAUCAAAUCAAACUUUCCCGAGAAAUCUCCGUCGGCGAAAAUUUGUUAAUGCAUCAACAAUUAACGGGAGAGAGAGACUGAGUCUUCUACCACCUUCUUUCGAUUCACCUCGCAGCUCUCCAAAGGACUUGCGAUCAUGUCGUCGGAGUUGAAACAGCUAAUCGUCGUUGUUGAAGGCACCGCUGCCUUGGGUCCUUAUUGGCAGACCAUCGUCUCCGACUAUCUCCUCAAAAUCAUCAGGUCUUUCUGUGGCACUGCGUUAAAUGGAGAGAGGAACCCUGUUUCUAAUGUUGAGCUGUCACUGGUGAUCUUCAAUUCUCAUGGCUCAUAUUGUGCGUGCUUGGUUCAACGGAGUGGCUGGACGAAAGAUGUUAAUAUUUUCUUCAAUUGGCUUUCGUCCAUACAAUUUGCCGGUGGUGGUUUCAAUGAGGCUGCCACAGCCGAAGGCCUUGCCGAAGCAUUGAUGAUGUUUUCUCCUCCUUCAGGCCAAGCGCAACCAAGUAAUGAUCUGAAAAGGCACUGUAUCCUAAUCACAGCCAGCAACCCUUACUCGUUGCCAACACCUGUAUAUCGUCCAAAAUUGCAAAAUCCGGAACGGUAUGAAAAUGGCCAUGCGCAAUCUGAAAGUCGUUUAUCAGAUGCCGAGACAGUGGCAUCAUAUUUUUCUAGGUGCUCUGUUUCAUUGUCUGUUGUGUGUCCAAAGCAGCUUCCAAAAAUAAGAGCACUAUACAAUGCGGGAAAGCUCAAUCCACAAAGUGCGGACUUGUCAAUUGACACGGUUAAGAACGCAUUCUAUCUUGUCCUGAUCUCAGAGAACUUUGUGGAGGCACGUGCUGCCUUAAGUCAUUCUGCUACAAAUUUGCCACAGACCACCCAAAGCCCUGUGAAAGUGGACAGGGCCACUGUUGCUCCAUCUCUUCCAGUCACUGGCCAACCUCUAGCUCCUGUGCCAUCAGCCAAUGGACCUAUUAUGAGUCGGCAACCAGUCUCUGUCGGACCAGUUCCUAUUGCUACUGUGAAAGUUGAGCCUAGCACUGUAUCUUCUAUGGCAGCAGUUCCAACUUUUCCUCAUAUCCCGUCCGUAGCUGGGCCUGCUACACAAGCAAUUCCUUCAGUUCAAACAUCUUCAGCAUCGCCAGUCUCUCAUGAAAUGGUCACCAAAGCCGAGAAUGCACCAGAUGUUAAGCCUGUAGUUGGUGGAAUGACGCCACAAUUGCGUACUGGCCCUCCUGGUGGAGCUAAUGUAAAUCUGCUGAAUAAUCUUUCUCAAGUUCGACAAGUCAUGAGCUCUGCAGCUCUGGCGGGUGCAUCCUCGUCGGGGCAAAGUGCGGUUGCAAUGCAUAUGUCAAAUAUGAUAUCAACAGGAAUGGCUACAUCUCUGCCUCCUUCACAAACUGCGUUUUCAUCUGGACAGCAGGGAAAUACUUCAACGGCUGGUUCGGGUGCAUUAGCGGGGACUGAACAAGCGGGACAAAGCCCGGCUCCUAAUAAUGCCUUUAGUCCUCAAACAACGUCGAAUGUUGCGUCAAACCUUGGUGUUUCGCAACCAAUGCAAGGGAUGAACCAAGGAAGUCAUUCUGGAGCACAGAUGAUGCAAAGUGGAAUUUCCAUGAACCAAAACAUGAUUAGUGGUAUCGGUCAAGGAAAUGUCUCCUCUGGAACAGGUGGAAUGAUGCCUACUCCAGGAGUUGGCCAACAAGCGCAAUCAGGAAUACAACAGCUUGGUGGUAGUAACAGUUCAUCUCCUAAUGUGCAGUUGUCACAGCCAUCGUCGGGGGCUAUGCAGCCUUCUCAAUCCAAAUAUGUUAAAGUCUGGGAGGGAAAUUUAUCUGGGCAGAGACAAGGGCAGCCUGUUCUUAUCACCAGACUUGAGGGUUACCGAAGUGCGUCUGCCUCUGAUUCGUUGGCAGCCAAUUGGCCACCGAAUAUGCAGAUCGUUCGGCUCAUAUCCCAGGAUCAUAUGAAUAACAAGCAAUAUGUUGGCAAAGCUGACUUCCUUGUGUUUCGGGCCAUGAGUCAACAUGGGUUUUUAGGACAACUUCAGGAUAAGAAGCUUUGUGCAGUCAUCCAGCUGCCAUCACAGACUCUGCUUCUCUCUGUCUCUGACAAGGCCUGCCGCUUAAUUGGAAUGCUUUUUCCAGGGGAUAUGGUUGUGUUUAAGCCACAAAUUCAAAAUCAGCAACAGCAACUACUCCAACAACAACAACAGAUCCAGCAGCAACAGCAGAUCCAGCAGCAGCAGCAGCAACAACAACAACAGAUCCAGCAGCAGCAACAACACCAUCACCAACAGCAACAGCUGCCACAACUCCAGCAGCAGCAGCAUCAAAUGUCACAGCUCCAACAUCAUCAGCAGCAACAGCUGUCACAGCUUCAACAUCAUCACCAGCAGCAGCAGACGUCACCGCUGAAUCAGAUGCAGCAACAAACUUCGCCACUGAAUCAGAUGCAGCAGCAGCAGCAGCCUCAACAGAUGGUUGGGUCAGGAGUAAUGGGUGGCCAAGCUUUUGGGCAAGCUCCUGGAAGAUCACAACAAGGUGGUGGUGGCGGAGGGCAGCCUACCAUGCCAGGAGCGGGCUUCAUGGGAUAAAAGCUUGAUAUCUCUUCAGUUUUUUUUACUUUCUGCUAAUUAGUUUCAUCAUAUAAACAUAACUUAUAUCUGUCUUCUUGGCCAACUUGAUUAAGACCAUUGUUUAGUUCGUGUCAUUUGCCUCUGCCUGAAAAAUGGCAUCCUCAUGUGGGCCUCUGAUCAUUAACUAAGCCACCAAAUGACAUUGUUUUAUUGUCUAGAGAAACAUAUUAAUGUGGUUGUCUUUCA